Molecule: messenger RNA, 1355 nt
Organism: Macrobrachium nipponense
Lineage: Eukaryota; Metazoa; Arthropoda; Malacostraca; Decapoda; Palaemonidae
Exons: 3
Coding region: 156-551 (131 amino acids)
Source: RefSeq, a predicted model, not a curated record
UCUGGCGGGGAUAUUAAGCGAGAUCCGAUCGUAUGGGGAAGAUUCCUGAAUGAAAGAGAGAGGUCUCGCUCGCUCGCCUAAAGGGAGAAGGCGGUGUAUAAAGAUGCCCAGCUCGGCCUGCUCUUCUGCAGUGCUCACCCAGACAGAGAUCAGAAAUGAAAGCUCAGCAGAUCUACGCCGUCGUAGCCUUCGUCUGCAUCGGCAGCAGCGUUAUGGCUCAGGAGAACAAUCUGGCUGCUCUCCUGCAGAAGCUGAACUUGACCAACCCCCAAACACAGAUUGAAUUCUUGGGUUUCGUUGAUCGGCAAACCUUUCCUGCCUCCGUCGCUUGCUUGAUUCAGGGUGGUGGACCAGGCUGUGAUCCAAGGACACCCACUAUCAGAAAAGUUUUGCAAAAACUCUCAGCGAACAACUAUCAGUGCUCAUCCUGUGACUUCGACACCCAGCGAGUCCUCAACCUUUUCCUCAGAAGCCUCCGCCAGGCAGCGAAUCCUCUGCAGUGCAAGAGUCUAGACGAAGGUCUACAGUUAGCCGCACCUUUAUGCACAUAAUGGUUGCUUCCAUAUUUUCAUAUUCCUGUACCACGACGUAGAAGAGUCUGAAGGUUCGCUGGAUGCCACAAAUUUUAUAAAUGGUGUUAUUUAAAUCAUAAGAAGGAUGAUUGUGUUGGAAUGCAGAAUUUCCGAGUUUUAUUCCAUGACUAGCCAGUUGACCGGGAGAUGUGAACAGAUUGAAAGUUUGCAUCUCUUUUCAUUUAUAUUUUGUUAAAUCUACUUAGAUCAGAUGUAAAUUUGUAAUGAUGCGUUUAAUCUUUAACCUUAAGUUCACUUAAGAUUUUCUUUUCUUUGUUGAUCCAUCCAGUGGUUAAUAUCAUUAAUAUGAAGUAGAGAUAGCUUCAGUUCUUAACUGAAGUACCUUGCCUGGGUUAAAAACCAAAGUAGGCUUCUGCUGGACCAGAAUUAUUGCCUAUAUCCGUAUUCGUAUCAUAGUCCAGAUGUGAAACGCUCAAGUCCUAAUUCACGUACCUAACGCUGAUGGAUCUUUGGUUGGUUUGUAGGAAAUGAGAUCUCUUUCUCGUAGCUUAGCUUCUCUAAGUGAAUAGGUUUCCUGUUUUUUUAUGGCUUAGUGUCAUUUUCCUUUACAGAUAAAUAAUCAUUGUUAAAGUCAGUGAUGACGAUAUAAAUCAUAUGUAGAUAUCACAAAUAAAUAUGUAUUAAGGUUAUUCAACAUUUGUCAGUGGUUGUAGCGAUGUCUAAGUCAAAACUUCUUGGGUCUAUCAUCAAGUUCCUUAGUUUCUCCUCUUAAUCUCACUCAUCAUAUUUACUUUUGAAUAAUAAAAGUAUACAUUCUUUUAA